This is a messenger RNA of Antechinus flavipes (yellow-footed antechinus), 1712 nucleotides long. RefSeq names its product regulatory factor X associated ankyrin containing protein (gene RFXANK). The coding region runs from base 90 to 1127 and encodes 345 amino acids. Gene Ontology annotation, biological process: regulation of transcription by RNA polymerase II. Gene Ontology annotation, cellular component: nucleus. NCBI's taxonomy places the organism in Eukaryota, Metazoa, Chordata, Mammalia, Dasyuromorphia, Dasyuridae. The transcript is spliced from 9 exons. The record is from RefSeq and is a predicted model, not a curated record. Gene Ontology annotation, molecular function: protein binding.
UCUCCCAGUUCCCCACUCCAACGCCCACGGGCCUGCCCCAGGUCCCCGCGAUAGCCUGAAACAAGACAAACUCGGGCCUCAGGAGGGUGAUGAGAAAUGACCCUCACCGUCCCUUUAAAUCCCGCAGCCUAGGAGGCCCCGCCCAGCCCCCCAGUCGAUUGGUUCCUACGGGAGGGGCGAGUGGUGCGCAGGCGCACUGGAAGCUCUCCGACCUAGCCUCCUUGCGUCCGGGCUCCGCCCGGCCCUCCUCCUCUCGCUCGGAAGUGCCCUCCAUGGAGCCAGAAGGGGCCGUGGCCAGCCUAGGUCCUGGGGACCCUGGCCAGCUCCAGGAGGCCCCCACACUCCCUGCCUUUGGCUCUCAGCCUGAAGACCCCACCCAGGACAGCUCCGAUGGUUCUGACACCGUGCUGCUGCGCCUGUACCCCUGUAUCCCAGACUCCGGGAGUCCCGAGCUGGACGGUGUCCUCGCUGCACCCCACACUGGCAGCUCCUUGAAGCACUCUACCACCCUGACCAACAGGCAGAGGGGAAAUGAGAUUUCAGCCCUGCCUGCCACCUUGGACUCUCUGUCCAUCCACCAGCUCGCUGCUCAGGGAGAACUGACUCAGCUAAAAGAAUACCUUCUGAAAGGCGAUAACCUGGUGAACAAGCCCGAUGAGCGUGGCUUCACCCCCCUGAUCUGGGCAUCUGCUUUUGGAGAGAUCGAGACUGUGCGCUUCCUGCUAGAGUGGGGUGCUGAUCCUCACGUCCUGGCCAAGGAACGGGAGAGCGCCCUGUCGCUGGCCAGCACGGGCGGCUACACGGACAUCGUGGUCAUGCUUCUGGAGCGGGAUGUGGACAUCAACAGCUAUGACUGGAAUGGUGGGACUCCGCUGCUCUACGCUGUGAGGGGUAACCACGUGAAGUGUGUGGAAGCUCUGCUGGCUAGAGGGGCUGACCUAACAACAGAAGCGGAUUCAGGCUACACCCCUAUGGACCUCGCUGUGGCCUUGGGACACAAGAAGGAUGCAGAAACUGAACCUCAGAGUGGUAGUGUCCUACUGGCUUGCGUCACUGCCAGGACACAAAGUCUGGUGUGCCAUUCCAAGCUCCUGGCAUUCCCCACUAUUGCCUCUUUGUGCUGGUAGGGCAGAGCGGGUUACAGAUCCUGAAUUAUUUUCUCUCACUCCCUUCUUUCUGGCCUUCAGUCCAACAGGUGAUGGAGAACCAUAUCCUUAAGCUUUUUCAGAACAAGCUGCUUCCAGAGACAGAGUGAAAGAGGUCUAGGCCACUGGGCUUUGGUCCUGUGCCUUCCAUCUGGUGCUCAGGAAGGUCAGCUCACUUAGAAGCCAGUUCUUCAAUCCCUAUGGCCAGGAAGAGCAGGUCCAGGAGAUCUCCCUCUUCCCAUGGCUGAAGGCUAUGGAUCUUCCCCUAGCCACCUACAAAUCUCUGGGGGGGGGGAGGGGGAACCACACCCAAGAACUCCGUGUCCAAGAACUCCAGUGCAACACGAGGCAGACCCCCCAACAGAAACAAGGCAGCUCUUCUCCUUCCCAGGACCGUGGGAGGGACUAUGCUCCUGGCUAAUGACUUGUCCUGGUAGGACCCUGUAGCUCCCCAGCCAUGACGACUCCUCUGCUGCCCCAACACCAGCCAUCUUGGGAGUCCCUCCCUGCUUCCCCAAGCCCAUGGAAUGGGAACAUGAACCAAUAAAACCAGCUGCUACCCCACAA